AUGUUGAUCAAGGUGCGAACAUUGACCGGCCAGGAGAUCGAGCUCGACAUCGAGAGCGACUACACGGUCAGCCAGAUCAAGGACAAGGUCGAGGAGAAGGUUGGCAUCCCUCCCGUACAGCAGCGAUUGAUUUACGGUGGCAAGCAAAUGACGGACGAUAAGACUGCGGGCGACUACAACCUUUCUGGCGGCGACACGUUGCAUUUGGUCCUCGCCCUCCGUGGUGGACGGUAA
Molecule: messenger RNA, 234 nt
Organism: [Torrubiella] hemipterigena
Lineage: Eukaryota; Fungi; Ascomycota; Sordariomycetes; Hypocreales; Clavicipitaceae
Source: the annotation of a GenBank genome assembly